AUCUAACUACAAAGUACUAAAGUAAAGAGGGGUCCAACACUUUACUAAUCUCUUUUGUUUUUCCUGUACAAAUAUUGUGAGAUAAAGCUACAUUCUUUGAAGAACAAAAAUUAGAUUUUUUUUCUGAGAUCUGAACAAGGUCCAUAUUUUUCUACAGGGAAAAUUGAGGAAUGAAUUGAAAAAUGGGGAAGAAAGGAAGCUGGUUUUCUUCCAUAAAGAAGGCUCUGAGCCCAGAUUCUAAGAAAGCAAGUAAAUCAAAGAAGAAAUGGUCUGGGAAAGAAAAGGAUGCAGUUGCAGAUUCUUUGCCCCCGGUUGCUUCCUCAGCAUCUCCUCCUCGUCCUGUUCCUUAUGUGGAAGAGAUCGCACUGGCUGAAGUGGAAGAGGAGCAGACGAAACAUGCAUAUUCCGCAGCUUCCACUUCUGCAGCUGCUGAAACUUCUGCUGCAGCCACCGAGGCUGCUGUAGAGGUCGUUCCGUUAACUAAAGUGACUCGGUUUGCAGGCAAAUCUAAGGAGGAAGUAGCCACAAUCAAGAUUCAGACUGCAUUUCGAGGAUAUCUGGCUAGGAGGGCACUGAGGGCUUUAAGAGGGCUUGUGAGACUCAAAUCACUUGCUGAUGGACCUACAGGGAAACGGCAAACUGCACAUGCUCUAAAAUGCAUGCAAACACUAUCUCGUGUGCAGUCUCAGAUUAGUUCUAGAAGGAUCAGAAUGUUGGAAGAGAAUCGAGCUCUCCAGAGGCAGCUUAUGCAGAAACAUGCAAAAGAACUUGAGAGUUUGCAGAGAGGGGAAGAAUGGGAUGACAGUGUGCAAUCAAAAGAGCAGAUCGAAGCAAGCUUACUCAGCAAAUAUGAAGCUGCAGUUAGACGAGAAAGAGCACUAGCUUAUUCAUAUUCACAUCAGAAAACCUGGAAGAAGUCACCAAGAUCUGCCAACUUGUUGUUUAUGGAUCCAAUGAAUCCUCAGUGGGGUUGGAGCUGGUUAGAUCGCUGGAUGGGCGCUAAACCGGAAACACAAAAUGAUCAAAUGUCCGUUCGAAGUGCCAGUAUUGCUGGAGGGGAAAUUACCAAGGCAUUUGCCCGGCAUCAGCUGAAUUCUGACCUCCCUUCUCCAAAGCCAAGUCACCAAUCUCCUACAACCCCUUUCAAGCCAGCCAAUUCAGUAGCAUCCAGAAAACCAAAAUCGGCAAGAGUAGCUGCAAUAAGCCAAGAUGACGAUGCGCGAAGCAUGUUCAGUGUUCAAUCAGAACGUAACAGGAGGCAUAGCAUUGGGGUAUCAUCUGUUAGAGAUGACGAGAGUUUGGCAAGCUCCUCGUCUGUACCAAGUUACAUGGUACCUACUAAGUCAGCUAAAGCAAAAACACGAUUGCAAAACCCUUUAGGCGUGGAGAACGGUACCCCAGAAAAGGGACCAGCAGGAUCCGUCAAGAAGCGGCUCUCUUACCCGCCUUCACCUGCCAGACCAAGGCGGCAUUCAGGCCCACCGAAGUUGAAGAAUACCUCCAUGAAUACCUCUAUGAAUACAUCCAUUGCCGAGGACAACGUGAAAGAGGUCAUCAACUAGUUAUUCCUUCCACAAGUUAGAAGCUAUCCUGCUGCCCUACCACAUGAACUAAAUCCAGAUAAGAAAUAAAGAUUAGACAAGGCAUUAUUGAUUUGUGGAAUUCACCUUUCUUCUAUAUAUUUCCUUCUCCUAGAGUUGUUGAGCACGUGUUGUUGUGAUAGUUGUGAAUCAUUUUACAGAAAAACAUUCUCCUUGAUUGUGAUUACAUAUGAUUGUAUCCUUAUUAUGUAUUCCACAUAGUGAAAAAGAUUACAAAUUUACAAUAUUUAUUUAUUCAAUUAAAGGUA
Lycium ferocissimum is the source of this 1849-nucleotide messenger RNA. RefSeq names its product protein IQ-DOMAIN 2-like. Gene Ontology annotation, molecular function: protein binding. The record is from RefSeq and is a predicted model, not a curated record. NCBI's taxonomy places the organism in Eukaryota, Viridiplantae, Streptophyta, Magnoliopsida, Solanales, Solanaceae. The transcript has 6 exons. Bases 183 to 1562 code for a protein of 459 amino acids.